Molecule: messenger RNA, 2521 nt
Organism: Physcomitrium patens
Lineage: Eukaryota; Viridiplantae; Streptophyta; Bryopsida; Funariales; Funariaceae
Source: RefSeq, a predicted model, not a curated record
UUGCGGCUUUCUGCCAUUUCAUUGAGAUCCAAGGUUUUCAUACGUGUGACCUCAUAUACACAACCUCAGAUUUUCCAGUAUUUUAACUACACCUUCCCUCCCCUGAUUUGGCAGAGUGCAGAAUACGCUGUAUUCGUUCACUGAGGAUUCGCUCUGGAUACCUGUCUGACCCCGUAUCACUUCGAUUCACUGUAUAAUCUUCGAACAAAUGCUAGGGGUACGAUUUAUGCGUGAUGACAUUUACUAAGUAGUCUGUGGAUCAGAUACGACAAAUGUAGAAUCUCGUUCUCAUGAACAUGGGAUAGAAAUUUCAGCUGACUGCAUUGCACCGUAAUGUUUGUCUAUUAUGGAAAUGGUUAGUACAUGGGGCUGAGAGGCAACUUUUUUGUGCAUCUCUAGGGACCAAUUCCAGAGCUGGGGAGGCCUAAUCGUGGGUGUGGGGUUAUCUUCUCGCCCUCAACCCUAAACCUGGUCGCAAUCUGUGCCUAUUCUUGAAGGAGAGUUUUUCCAGUGGCUUACUCCUCAAACCAAAGCCCUGAUGCCAGGGUCUCACUGCUUCGGUCUAACGAUGAGCCUGUGGGGUGAGAGUGUCUCGGCACUUCUCACGAGUCCCGGGCAAUCGGGUCGCCUCCUUUUACAAGAACAGGCGCGAAGAUGUGCUAUCUCUACACUCUUUGGAGCAUAUAUUGCUUGAAGACGAAGCGGCAUGUUUGAGUUGGAACUUGCACUAGUUUCCUUUACCAACUUCACUGUCCACUAUGAAUCACUUCAAUUAUGUCACUCUAUAGGCGAAUUAAUUUUUUCUCGAAAUGUCUGUGAACUUCUGUGUUGGUCACACUUGAUUUCAUUUCUUAUCUAUGUUACUUCUUUAAUUGAAGACCACUUCCACAGGAGAGUAAAAGUAAUGUGUACGUGCGGCUCUCACCCCUCUCACCCUUGAAAGCGCAAUGAAAGUCCAUGGCUGUGCAAGGGCAUGCUUAAAGCAUCAUCAAUGCUCACAAUCGUUAAGUUAGAAAUUUACUUAACAUGUAUGAUACCCCUGAAGCUUUAGGUAACCCUCGAACGACUUGUGGUGAACCUCUUAGUCUAUCAAGGUGACCAAUUUGAUCACCUUUAGGAGUUUAAGAGUCAAGAGAUGCGGGCACCGAGGAAAGAUCUGAAAAGAGACGUGAACUUUACAGUUAGGUUGCAAAAAUAAUUUACUUGGAGCCUCUCAACUGAAUCAGUUCGGCUGAAGCCAGGGGACAAGAUUCGAAGGUUGCCAAUUAGCGCCAACGUAGAGGGUCAAUCGCAGGAGAAAUUUUUCUGAACUCAAAGUUACAGAAAACUUUUCCUUCUCAAUGGCACAAGGUGAGGUAUGCAGGUUGCAAUUAAAGCGACCAGGAAAUGUAUGCAUCGGUCCAGCUCGAUAUGAUACACUCUACCUCCAAGAGUUUGCAGCGCCUAAGAGAUCUGACUAUCCUCCUCCGAAAACGGGCGGAGGCUGGCAUCAAAGUUCGUCAAGACAAGUUUCCAUUAACACUCCUUACAAGACCGACAAAUCUCUGUACAGCAUCGAAUUCGGCCGAGUAAAAGUUCCUGGACAGAAGGAUUAUAAGACACUACGGAAGAGGUACCCUGCUUGGACACGUACACAGGUCGCACCUUUCAUUCCGCAAUUCCCAAAAGAAUCGGAGGAGAGAUAUGGGAGUGCGGUGGAGCAUGGGGGGCCUGGUGGAUCUUUGGACUUUGAGGACACAUUGAAAGAUCACGCCAGAUGCAACCAUGGCGACCAUAAAAGAUAUGUGUCAAGGGCAGAGAAUCCUACACGGUAUCCGUUCAGGUUAUGCAAUCCAGAGUUCGUAGAUCACGAUCGACCGAUUGCAGUCGGUCCAAAACCUGUCAUUCCAUAUCCCAAGAGAGUAACUGAAGACGACGUCCGGAAUAAUCCUCCCAAGGGAUGGAAAGGAACGAAAGGAUUCUUCACUCCCGAACCGAAUGGUAUCUCAUCAGAAUCCGGUCUGUUGGCAGCGAGUAUGUAUUACCGCAUUUGUCGUCCACUAGAAGGUACCCUCCUGGCCAUGAAGGGUGACAGAAGCAUCAAAUCUUCAGUCAUGAGCUGAAAUUCCACCCAAUCAAAUUCCAAAGGAUUUCAGCUUUGAUUAGCUCCAAUCAAAGCUACCAGUAUUGAGCCUGAUCUCAACUUCUAAGCCUGCUUUUUUAUUUCUUCAGUCUCUAGCUGCAGUAGAUUACAACAUAUUGUUUAUGUAUAUCUUCUUUGACCUGCAACGUUGAUUAGGACGUUAAUCAGGCCAUUAAAGGAUACAACUUAGAUUACUUAGCAGAGAGGUAACAGAAUACUGGAAUAGAAGAAUGAAUAAUUAUGAAUACUUAUUACUUAACGUUUUAGUUGAGUUCCUUUAAAACUCAUAAGUAAUAAGUAAAUUAAUUGUAUAAAACUGUGAUAAAUUAUGAUAUUCAUCAUUUUUAUCUCGCAAUUUUCUUGAACAAAAGAUUAAGGAGAAAAAAAAAAUUAAUUCAA